AUGGCCUAUUCGGCGAACAUCGACAUUUUGUGGCGCUUCUCGGAACGUCUGUGCCUAGGACGGUUCGGGGGUGUUACAGCGAGCCUUAAUGUUUUGGCCAUGUGCGACGCUGAUAUGUUGUUUACUUAUUGUUAUGUUGGCAUGGCAGGGUCUGCACAUGAUUCUCGAGUCUUAGCAACAGCGAUACGAGAAGAUCCUAAGUUUCCCACACCUCCAAAAGAUAAAUAUUAUCUUGUAGAUUCUGGAUAUGCCAAUAGCCGAGGUUACUUAGCUCCGUACCGAAAGCAACGUAAUUGUGGUACAAGGUAUCAUCUGCAAGAGUUUUUGAAUGGUGAAGCUCCACGCAAUAGCAAAGAGAUGUUCAACAGAUGGCAUGCAUCCCUCCGUUCUGUAAUUGAGCGCACGUUUGGAGUUUGGAAAAAAAAAUGGAGGGUUUUAAAUGAAUUUCCAAGGUAUGAUGUUUCUGUACAAAGUAGUGUUAUAUUUGCUACAAUGGGACUUCAUAAUUUCAUCCGUCGGAACAACAUUGGAGAUGUUGAGUUUGAGGAAGCAGAACGAGGAAAUGAUGUUCUACAUGGUCAUCAAAAUAUUAUUGAUGAUGCAAACGAUAAUCAAAGUGUUCGAGUUGAAGAAGACACUCAACCAGGAGCUUAUAUGAGGGUUGUUCGUGAUCAAAUAGCUAAGGAGAUUUGGACUGCAAAACAACCCUCAUAUAAGCUCCUGGUUGAGUGUCUUCUUCAACUCGAACACUUUGAUUAUCGUUUGCAUCAUCAAUAA
Messenger RNA from Microthlaspi erraticum, 777 nucleotides. The record is from the annotation of a GenBank genome assembly. NCBI's taxonomy places the organism in Eukaryota, Viridiplantae, Streptophyta, Magnoliopsida, Brassicales, Brassicaceae.